Myotis myotis is the source of this 3088-nucleotide messenger RNA. RefSeq names its product sterile alpha motif domain containing 14 (gene SAMD14). Gene Ontology annotation, cellular component: dendrite; actin cytoskeleton; postsynaptic density. Gene Ontology annotation, biological process: actin filament organization; neuron projection development; calcium-mediated signaling. The transcript is spliced from 9 exons. The record is from RefSeq and is a predicted model, not a curated record. Bases 297 to 1637 code for a protein of 446 amino acids. Lineage: Eukaryota; Metazoa; Chordata; Mammalia; Chiroptera; Vespertilionidae. Gene Ontology annotation, molecular function: actin filament binding.
CACACACACGCACACACACUCACGCACACGCACGGAGCAUCCUCCCAUUAGGUCUCCCGGUCCAGCCCCGCCGGCGCCUCCUGCUCGCAGCAAACCCUCCCCAGCGCUCCCCACGCCCCCCCUCCGGCUUCGGGACCCUCCUCGCCGCCCCCACCCCACUCCUGGGAUGGAGCGGACCGAGCCCGCCCGGAGCCCCCCGCGGCCGGGGUGACGGCCCCCGCCCGGAGCACCAGGGGCCCGGGGGUUCCUUAGGCGCCGGACGCUGAAGAUGACCGAUGCUGGAGCUCUCUUGAGCCAUGGCUUCUUCAAAGCUCCGAGAAGCCGCUGAUGAGGUGUUUGACCUAGACUUGGCUGUGCCAGAGACCGUCAGACUGGACAGCAGUUUACACAAAGCCCGGGCCCAACUGCUGGCCAAAGGCCGUAGACACCGGCCUUCCCGCUCCAGGCUUCGGGACAGUGCCAGCUCUGCGGAGGAUGGUGAAGGCUCCGAUGGGCCCGGAGGCAAGGUGACCGACGGCUGCGGGAGCCCCCUGCACCGGCUGCGCUCGCCUUUGCACUCGGGCCCAGGGUCUCCGGCCGUGGGCUCCUUCUGCCUGGAGCCUCCGGGGUUGCGGCGCAGCCUGGAUGAGGAUGAGCCGCCACCCUCGCCGCUCACCCGCUACCGACCCCUGCACAACGCCGCAUCGCACGAGGGCCUGGCCGCCGCCUCCUGCUCGCCGCCGCGCUCCGCGCCCUCCUCGGACAGCUCGCCCAGCUUCGUGCGCCGCCACCUGCGUGCGGAGCCGCACAGCGAAGAUGACAGUCGGGAUGCCAGCCCACCUGAGCCUGCCAGUCCCACCAUUGGCCUGGAUAAGAAGACUCGCCGGAAGUUCCUGGACCUGGGGGUCACCUUACGCCGAGCAUCUACUAGCAAGAGCCGGAAGGAUAAGGGCAGCAACCGCCUGUCCAUGGGCAGCAGGGAGUCGGUGGAGGGGUCCAGCAGGUCAGCGGGCUCCCCGUUCCUGCCCUUUUCCUGGUUCACAGACAGUGGCAAGGGCUCGGCGUCCUCCGGCAGCACCACCUCCCCUGCCUGCUCCCCUAAACAUGAGAGCUUCAGCCCUAAGAAGUCAGCUUCUCAGGAAUCCACCCUGAGUGAUGACUCCACACCCCCCAGCAGCAGCCCCAAGAUCCCGAGUGGUCCCCGGCAGGAGACCAAGUGCUCCUACCCCUACCACACGCUGUCCCAGUCUUCGGAUGAGGUGAGCAGGCCCUGGCCUCUGACUCUGCCGGGUGUGCAGGCCCCAGGCCAGGUCUGCCCCCCUCACUCUCCUUGGUCUCCGCCCCAGUUCCUGGAUGAACCUCUUCCCACGAUCCACCACUGGACCAGUCAGCAGGUGGGCCAGUGGCUGCACAGCCUCAACCUGGAGCAGUAUGCCGCUGAGUUUGCCGCCCGGCAGGUGGACGGGCCGCAGCUCCUGCAGCUGGAUGGGAGCAAACUGAAGAGCCUGGGGCUCAGCAGCUCGCAUGACCGGGCACUGGUGAAGCGGAAGGUGAAGGAGCUGGCAGCGGCCGCUGAGAAGGAGCGCAAGGCCCAGGAGAAGGCUGCCCGGCAGCGCGAGAAGCUCCGGCGCCGGGAGCAGGAGGCCAAGAAGACCUAGAGGAGAGCGAGGCAGGCAUGGCACCCAGGCACGGGCAGCCACCGCUCGGCGGGCACAGGCUCCCGGGGAAGUGGAGCCUGGGCGCCAAGCUUGGGCUGGCCCGGCCCCACGGCCUCAGGGGUACAUGCCCUCUCUCAUCUUGUCACUCUGUCUGGACCAAGAUCCCCCCAGAAAGGGAGGCCCAGGGAGAGGGCCCAGUACUAAAUCGCCUUCCAGGACUGGCUUGGCACAGAGUUCCUGGGGGAGGUUGCAGAUCAUGGGAAGAGGGCAGGGAGGCCAGGGCUGAAGGCAGCCUGGGAGCCCAGAGGUCCCUGGGUCAGUCUGACUCUCUGUCCUCAGGCCACCGUGGUGCUGGGGCCUGCAGUGAGCUGGCAUGUCUACCUGCCUGCCUUUCAGAGGCCCUGCCAUGGGGCCAGGUCCCAGGGCUGUCAGGUGGCUGAGCACCCGGGGAGGAGUGGGUGGGUGGAGUCGGUCCUCUCGGCUCUCCAAGGUGGCUGUGUGUGGGAGAGCCCUCUGCUCCCAGGGAGGCCGGUGGGCACUGCGGCCCGCUGCACUCAGGGUAGACUCCAGGCUCCUCCUCAAUCGGAGAGCAGAGCAAGCGCAUGGCUAUCCGCGCCGUCUGUGCAGACUUCAGGCGACGGGAGGAUAAAACCCUCCUUUUCUUCCCCUGCCCUGCGGCCCCAAUGACGAAAGGACACCUUACAGUCCUCCCCUACCGGGGCCCAGCCAGACCUGUGUUUGCCCUGCUCUCUAAGGCAGGCCCACUCCUCCUCCGGCUGCCCUCAGAGGGCACCUGAGCCCUCCCUGCCCACAGAACAAACUCAGAGCUGGUGGGGACACAGGACGCCCCCUACCGAUGCCUGUGUGGGACUGAACUGGCGAAUCCUCACCUUAGCCAGGCAGAGGCAACUCUGGGUCCCCUGGAAACUGCUAGACUGGCAGGGUUUGUCAGCCCUCCCUCACCUGGAAGACAGUGCAGGCUCUGCCUACAAGGAGGGGCGGGGCCAGCCCCCACCCGUGGGGAUGGAGUGUAUCCCAGCAGCCCAGGGAUGGCACCUGUCCUUGUCGGGAGGCGCACUCAGCCCGGCUUCUGGAGCACUGGCCAGUUCCCAGUGGGCUACGGGGCCUCUGACUAGAAGGGGCCCCGCCCUCCAUCUGCCUGGAGUGGGGGACAGGACCCAGUGCAUGCUGACUCCCUUCAUUCCUGCCCGGGGCCUGUGGCUUGAGGGCCACCCCGUCCCUGGGACCCAGCCCUUUGCUGCUCUUUGCUAGAGGAGGGGCUUCAGAGGGAAACAGAUACGGGGGCACUGGCACCACCUGGGCCCGGUGGAGGCUGGUGGGGAGGUUGGCGGGCACCCGGGUCCUGGAAACUAUCGGGAGCUCUAUGGGUGCCCACCUGCAUGUGAAGGGGGGAGGCAGUACUCAAUUUAUUUCAAUAAACACUUAUGAUG